GUGAAAAAGACUAUAUCCCUACUAAAAGAAGAGGUAAACAUCAAAAACUGAAUGACAUUCCAGAUGAUUGAGUAUCUGAGUUUGACGUUCAGGUUGAUCAAGCGAGAAAGAACUUGAAAUAAGGCAUCAAGGAAAAUGACUAUCUUCGCCUUCUUUAUAAUCUCCAUUGGGCUAGUUAAACUUUGUGUGGAUAUCGGCAAAAUCAUCCUUGUUCACUUCAUUAAAAUACAGAAUAAAACUGAGGAUUCCAAAGAAGUCCUUGAUUUCCCAGAUGGACCUUUGUUUUUGGCUGCAACUUUAGAUUUGUGAAUAUCGAUCUCAAUUAUUGUUGCAGGCGUUAUAAUAAAAAUAGCCACUUAUUAUCCUACUCAAACCAAAGCAAAGCUGUUGUCUAAAAGAGUUCUGAUUAUUAUCAUUGUUUGAUUUUGCUUGUUGUCAUUAGUUUACUUUUUGGUUGUAUAUGCAUUGGAGGAUGGGCUCUCAGACUUUCUUGAGAAGAAACACUUGAGAAUGAAAGCAGAUAGGCAAAGACAUCACGAACGCCAAAAGUAUCAGCUAAGUGACCCAGUAGAUAUCAGUAAUGGUCGGUACUACAGCUCGAACUCGAUAAGAGAAGAUUUCAUUGCAAUGUUGUUUCUUUGAAUUACCACCACAUUUGCAGUGUUAUGUUGUUGUCUAACUCUUUACUCAUGCUGAGCUCUUUCCACAGUAUCAACAUAUCAAAACAGUGUGAAAGUACUGUCUCUGCUGCAAGAAUUCCCUUCCAAGAAGUUUGACAUCGAGUUUGCAAAACAAUUGAAUGAAGAUUCAAAAGAAUAUAACACCUUCGGGAGGUCAAAUGAUGUAAAAAUUUAAGAAAGAUUUCAAACUAAAAUAGUUUC
Messenger RNA from Moneuplotes crassus, 881 nucleotides. The record is from the annotation of a GenBank genome assembly. NCBI's taxonomy places the organism in Eukaryota, Ciliophora, Spirotrichea, Euplotida, Euplotidae.